AUGACCAUCUACUACAGCCUCACGUUUCUGCUCCUCGCGGGCGAGAUGGUCACGUUCUGUUUCCUCGUCUUCCCUCUUCCCCAUAAUGUCCGCAAACCUGUCUUCAAAUUCCUGAGUGAAAGCCCUAUAGUUGCGAAGGUCGCCUAUGCACUCAAAAUAUCCUUUAUAUUCGUCGCGAUCUUAUUCGCCGAUGCCCUCCAGCGCAUGUUCCGUGUGACCGCCGAAGCGGAGUUAGCCAAACAAAAUGGGACUGCCCAUACCGGCUCGCCAGGCGUCGAGAACAGUCUCGCUGCACGGAAGUUCUACUCCCAGCGCAAUACCUAUUUAACAGGAUUCACGCUCUUCCUUUCUCUUGUCCUCACGCGGACCUUCUACCUCACCCUCGACCUGAUCCACGUCCAAGAAGAAUACGCGAAGCUCAAGGGCACUGGCGCUUCUUCCAAAGGCUCAUCAUCAUCGUCAGAAGUCGCAGACCUCAAAGCCCAGAUUGCAGAGCUUAACAAGAAAGAGCGAGAUUUUGAGACGCUAAAAAAGCAAGCAGCUCAACAGGCUGCCGAGUUUGAUCGCCUCGCCACCAAGUAUAACGAAGCGACUGGAGGCAACAGCAACAAACGCAAAGAUUAG
Molecule: messenger RNA, 624 nt
Organism: Mycena indigotica
Lineage: Eukaryota; Fungi; Basidiomycota; Agaricomycetes; Agaricales; Mycenaceae
Exons: 7
Coding region: 1-624 (207 amino acids)
Biological process (GO): endoplasmic reticulum to Golgi vesicle-mediated transport; intracellular protein transport
Cellular component (GO): endoplasmic reticulum membrane; endoplasmic reticulum
Source: RefSeq, a predicted model, not a curated record